UUUUGGACAUAUCAAAAGCGUGGGCACUUGCUGUCAAUUACAGUUUCUCUCCUUCUUGUCCCCAUCUUCGGCUCUUGCCAACUGCUCCUUAUUUCUUCUUGCUCUGGUUUCACAUUUUGUUGUAAUACAUCUUUAUAUCAUAUAAUCAUAAUGUUGCGUCGAUUCUCUAGCACGUUUAAGAAGGGAAAGGGAGAGCGCGAGUCGAAGCCGAACGGCACUCAGACUAAUGGGACGAAGCGUCAAUCCAAGGUCUCGUCGGCGCCUAAGUCAUCAUCGGACGAGAGCCACAAUGAGCCACGCUACGAGAAGCAAGACAAGCACGACGACGGCCUGUCUGCCUUUGAACGAUAUGCCCAGGUUUUGCACGCUUCGCGACGCCCUUUGCCUAACCAGAAUGGCGAUGGAACCUACGUCGAACAGGAGCACUCGAGCGGGUUGUUCUCGGACUUGCGAACGCUGGGUUUCAAGGACGUCGGUACCUUGAAGGACCUGAUCAAGAACAAGGCCAAGGGCGAGUUUAUCGACGAUAAAACUAUGCUUAUGGAGCGGAUCAUUCAGCUCGUCAGCAGUUUGCCCGGAAACUCGAAGACUCGAGUCGAUCUCACAAAUGCCUUCCUGGAUGAGCUCUGGGGCUCAUUGCCUCAUCCUCCUCUCUCUUACAUGGGUAAUGAAUACGCAUACCGCUCCGCCGACGGCUCUAACAACAACCCAACCCUUCCAUGGUUGGGCGCUGCAAACACGCCUUACGCUCGCUCGAUCGCUCCCUUGACAAUUCAGCCCGGUGGACUUCCUGAUGCAGGCCUCGUGUUUGACUGUCUGUUUGCGCGCGAAAAAUUUACCCCUCACCCGAACAAGGUCUCGAGUCUUUUCUUCGAUUGGGCCUCGUUGAUCAUCCACGAUAUCUUCCAGACAGACUACAGACAGCCCCACCUCAACAAGACCUCCGCAUAUCUCGAUCUUUCCAUUCUUUAUGGUGACACCAAGGACGACCAGGAUCUUGUCCGUACCUUCAAAGAUGGAAAGUUGAAGCCGGACACCUUCUCGGAGCAGCGUUUGCAAGCUUUCCCAGCGGCCUGUAGUGUUCUGAUGGUUAUGCUGAGCAGAUUCCACAACUAUGUCGUUGAGGAGCUGGCGGCUAUCAACGAAAAUGGACGCUUCACUAAGCCACGCGACGGUCUUCCUGAAGAGCAGGCUCAAAAGGCGUGGGCUAAGUACGACGAGGACCUGUUCCAGACUGGUCGACUCGUCACAUGUGGUCUGUUCAUCAACAUCACCCUGUACGAUUACCUCCGUACCAUUGUCAACUUGAACCGGAGCAACAGCACUUGGUGCUUGGAUCCCCGCGCCCAGAUGGAGGGCAGCAAGAUUACUCCCUCUGGUCUAGGAAACCAGUGCUCCAUUGAGUUCAACUUGGCUUACCGCUGGCACUCUGCUAUCAGUGCUGGGGACGAGAGGUGGACCGAGCAGGUCUACGAAGAACUCAUGGGCAAGCCUGCCGAGGAAGUCACCCUUCCCGAACUCCUGAUGGGCCUCCACAAGUACGAACAGACCAUUCCGAAGGACCCCAGCCAGCGUACUUUUGCUGGCCUGAAGCGACAGGAAGAUGGAACAUUCAAGGACGAAGAACUUGUACACAUUCUCACUACUGCUAUUGAGGAUGUUGCGAGCUCCUUCGGCGCCCGCAACGUUCCCAAGGUCCUGAAGUCUGUUGAGAUCUUGGGUAUCGAGCAAGGCCGUAAGUGGAACGUCGGAUCUCUCAAUGAAUUCCGCAAGUUCUUCAACUUGAAGCCUUAUGAAACUUUUGAGGAGAUCAACUCAGAUCCUGAUGUUGCUGAUGCCCUUCGUCAUUUGUACGAGCACCCUGACUACGUUGAGCUCUACCCUGGUAUUGUCUCAGAGGAAGCCAAGGAGCCCAUGAUUCCUGGAGUCGGCAUCGCUCCUACCUACACAAUUUCUCGUGCCGUGUUAUCCGACGCCGUGGCUCUGGUCCGUGGUGACAGGUACUACACUAUUGACUACAACGCCCGAAACCUCACCAAUUGGGGCUACAAUGAGGUCCGUUACGAUCUCAAUAUCAAUCAGGGAUGUGUGUUCUACAAGCUGGCGACACGAGUCUUCCCCAAUUGGUUCAAGGGAGACUCUAUCUAUGCUCAUUACCCGAUGACGAUUCCGAGUGAGAACCGGAACAUCAUGAAGAACCUGGGUCGUGAAGCCGAUUACUCCUAUGACCAGCCCCGGUACACCGAUCCUACGCCGUCUUUGCUGUCUUAUGAUAACGUCAAGUUGGCCUUGGACUAUGGCAAGGACUUCCGGGUGAUCUGGGGUGGUUUGACUUCCGUUCACGCCGGCAACGGAGGUACCGACUUCUGGAGCAAGUCUCUCGACAAUGAUCAGUGGCGUACGAACAUCAAGGAGUUCUACGAAGACGCCACUCUCAAAUUGAUUCGAGAGAAAUCAUGCAACCUUGCGGGCAGACAGCAGGUGGACAUUGCUAGAGAUGUUGGAAACCUCGUUCCCGUGCACUUCGUUUCGAAGAUCUUCUCUCUGCCUCUGAAGACCAACAGUCACCCACGUGGCGUCUACUCUGAACAUGAACUUUUCAUGAUUCUGGCAGUGUUAUACAAUUCUAUCUUCUUCGAUGUGGACCUAAUGAAGUCCUUCUCCCUUCACCGGGCAGCCCAAGCUGUCUCUCAGGAACUGGGUCGACUCGUUGAGGGACACGUCAAGUCUAUCAACUCCCCCGGUUUCCUUUCCGGUAUCAUUGACAGCUUCCGUGAUGAUCAUAAUGCUCUGAAGGAUUAUGGUGACCAGCUCAUCAAGCGCCUUCUUGAGAGCGGUCACGGAGUCUCUGAAGUUACAUGGGGGCAAAUCCUGCCAGCAGCUGUGGAGAUCGUGCACAGCCAAGCUCAGAUGUUCACCCAAAUCAUCCAUUUCUACCUGACGGAGGGCAAGGAUCAUCUUUCUGCAAUCAACCAUCUGGCCAAGCAGGACUCCCUGGAUGCUAAUGAUAAGUUGGCACGCUACUGCCUGGAGGCAGUCCGCCUGAACGGCAAUCUGGGAACCUACCGCGAGGCCCAGACUAACAUCACCUUGUCCGAUGAUAAUGGUUCUGUCCACCUCAAGCAAGGCGACAAGGUUUUCGUCGGUUCCCGGGGAGCCAACCGCGAUCCCAUCGCCUUCCCCUCUCCUGACGAAGUCCGCCUCGACCGCCCAAUCGACUCUUACCUUGACUUCGGCAUCGGACCACAGAGCGGCCUGGGCAAGGAGGCUACACUGAUUGCGGUGACCGCUAUGGUGCGCGUUGUUGCCCGGUUGGACAACCUUCGCCCUGCCCCUGGUGCACAAGGAUUGUUGAAGAAGAUCCCUCAAAAGGGUGGUUACUCGGUAUAUCUUCGCGAGGAUCAUGGCGCCUACUCGCCAUUCCCGACCACCUACAAGGUUCAUUUCAGCGGGGUCGUGCCUGCUCCUAAGCGGCAGGUCACUUCUGUUUGAUUGAUCUUACGGACUAAAUUGAUACCUCUAAUCUGGUUUUGCAUGUUUCGUAUCUUGAGAUAUCCUUUCGUGCGUGGAAGUAUGGUUAUUAUUUUGUCCUGUUAUAAUUAGGUUUCUGAUUUGUUUUUUUUUUGGGAAUUUGAAGCGCCUUGGGCAUCCCGCUGAGGCAGUCAGUCCGUCCCAUGCCGAUAAGAC
Molecule: messenger RNA, 3687 nt
Organism: Aspergillus homomorphus CBS 101889
Lineage: Eukaryota; Fungi; Ascomycota; Eurotiomycetes; Eurotiales; Aspergillaceae
Product: peroxidase/cytochrome P450 family protein
Exons: 13
Coding region: 151-3492 (1113 amino acids)
Biological process (GO): response to oxidative stress
Molecular function (GO): heme binding; peroxidase activity; iron ion binding
Source: RefSeq, a predicted model, not a curated record